Molecule: messenger RNA, 2172 nt
Organism: Pungitius pungitius (ninespine stickleback)
Lineage: Eukaryota; Metazoa; Chordata; Actinopteri; Perciformes; Gasterosteidae
Exons: 9
Coding region: 268-1437 (389 amino acids)
Biological process (GO): tRNA transcription by RNA polymerase III
Cellular component (GO): RNA polymerase III complex
Molecular function (GO): DNA binding
Source: RefSeq, a predicted model, not a curated record
UCUACUGGUCUUACCCGCGUGUGGCAGUUUCAGUAAAACAAUGGCAGCUCGGCACGGAAGGAAAUGAACAUGGUGUUUUAAAACUGGACAAUACGUUUCAAAGCGCAAGCGUUAAGUUGUUACUGGUUGAAUAGGUUUUGUACGUUUUUCGAGAACGCUGCUGCGCUGUCUGCGGCCGCGAGGAGACCAAGGUGAAGCCGAUUGUGUCCGAGCGUUCGCAGGAAGACACGGAGGAUACUAUUAGCCGAGGACGGCCGGCAAAUAAAGAUGACCGACACCGGAGAAGCAGCAAGUGUUCCCAGCUCCACCGGCCUCGGAAGCGGGACCGUGCCGAGUUUCACAGCGGGCCGAAGGCUUCCAGGCCGGGUCAGGAGUCUCUCCUCCCCCGCUCCAUCUGCCAGACUGACCUCACUCAGAACCAGGGACCUAACGCUGGGGGGAGCUUUAAAAAAAACAAAGAAAACCUUUGAGCCAAACGUCCAUGCUGUGAGAAAAAGCAAAGAUGAGUUAAAGGAGGAAAACCACGUGUUAUUGAGGAAGGAGAGACUACAGAGGGAUAAAAGUAGGCGAGAGAACAGAGGGAGGAGGAGAGAGAGGCCUCAGACCAUCCAGUGUCACUCCAUCUUUGAGCAGGGUCCUGCCGACACUGUUCGCCAAACAGGCUGCCGUGGUUCUACAGACCUGCAGGACGCCGCCACCUCCCCCAUGUGUAAACUCGUAAAGAAAGAGUGGAGAGACUCUGAGGAGGAGGGUGAUGCUGAAGAGGAGAUACUUAAUAAAUUACAGAAGGAUGAUUUCAUAGAUGACCCCUUUCUGAGGAACGAUGCCAAGUUGAAACCCAUCCAGCUGCCUCUGUGUCAAACCCUGAGUGCCGCCACAAUGCGUCCAGAGAACCGCUCUACAUUCAAACCCUCAAGCCACAGCAGAACAAUGCUGCCCAAAACAGAGCAGCCAUCGGUGACAGAGCUGCUGCAGGAUCUCAGCUUGUCUGGCAAGGAAGAGCUCUUUUUUAUGCAGCUUCCUGAUAGUAUGCCGGGCAGAGAUUCUACACAGGAGACAGACACCUCUUUGGGAACAACAGUGAAUAAAGCUGUCAAGAAGGAAGGCAAGCCUGAAGAGAAGAGACCUGCACAUCUACAUCCCCAGGAGGCUGUGGCGAAAGAGGGCCGUCCUGUGCUCUCUCAACUACCAGAGGGAUUUCUGGGUAAACUGCAGAUCAGGAAGUCAGGAAAAGUGGAGCUGAAGCUAGGACACAUCGUCAUGGACGUCUCUGAGGGAGCUGCUUUCUCCUUCCUGCAGCAACUGGUAUCUGUGCGUCUGUCUGACGGUCGAACUGGAGAGAUGAUGGUGUUAGGCAACGUCCAGCACAAACUGGUGCUGUCUCCUGACUUCCAGGUCUUACUGAAACAGGCUGCAACGCAACAGCAAGACCCCUGAUCUCCUGUCUCCCAAUGCACAGACGACUCUUUGCAGGACUCCCGAUCUGAUGUUUUGUUCCCACGCCAACAGAUCAGUGUGGAGGGAAGCACAGCUAGUUGAAGGCGUAUUACACCAGCUCUCCUAAUUUGGGCAGCUAUGUUGGUUCCCCUAGUCACUGUUUUGGAUCUUUUCUACACUUUGCUUAGCUGAUGACACCAGCAAGAGAUACCCCAGCUCCACGUGUUAGUGAAAGAUUGGCAUCAGGAGGACCUUCACAUUGAUAUCCGAUGCCCUCUUUGUACAGAAACGUAGCUGGUUAUCAUUAGGCACAAAUUCCACUCUUUUAUUCAAACAAAACAAUAAAUCAAUUGUGGUUGUGUUAGUCUGUCAAUGAGCUAACUGUGCUCUUUUAUUUAUUGUAAUGUCUGUGGUUCAAUAGACAAAAUGGUGCAAAGUAAAAGUAUAUUCCUGGACUGCUGUACAUGUGGCUACACUGAUGGCCCUGUUAAGAUCUGGUCAUAUGUGGUAGAACAGCUUUCUCCUGUGUCAGUCAGAGAAGAACCUUCAGAACACAAAGCUGAUCUGAUCAAAAAGUAGGAACUGUCAUUAAGAGUGCAACUGCAAUUUUGAGCUGGAUUAUAUUUUAUGUAUCUGAUGUUCUUUUUCACAUGCAUUAUUUUGUUGUAAUCUUGUAAUGGUGUUCUAUCCUGGCCAAUUUCUGGUUUAAUAAAAAAAAAAGUAUAACAAAUACAA